Messenger RNA from Cuculus canorus (common cuckoo), 443 nucleotides. RefSeq names its product anaphase promoting complex subunit 11 (gene ANAPC11). Gene Ontology annotation, molecular function: ubiquitin protein ligase activity; zinc ion binding; cullin family protein binding. Gene Ontology annotation, biological process: positive regulation of mitotic metaphase/anaphase transition; anaphase-promoting complex-dependent catabolic process; protein ubiquitination. Lineage: Eukaryota; Metazoa; Chordata; Aves; Cuculiformes; Cuculidae. Bases 19 to 273 code for a protein of 84 amino acids. Gene Ontology annotation, cellular component: nucleus; anaphase-promoting complex. The record is from RefSeq and is a predicted model, not a curated record. The transcript is spliced from 3 exons.
AGUCGGGUGGGCGGGGCGAUGCGGGUGCGAGUGCGGAGCUGGCACGGGGUUGCCUCUUGGCUGUGGGUGGCAAACGACGAGAACUGCGGGAUCUGCCGUAUGGCGUUCAACGGGUGCUGCCCCGACUGCAAGGUGCCCGGCGAUGACUGCCCGCUGGUGUGGGGGCAGUGCUCACACUGCUUCCACAUGCACUGCAUCCUCAAGUGGCUGAAUGCGCAGCAGGUGCAGCAGCACUGCCCCAUGUGCCGUCAGGAGUGGAAGUUUAAGGAGUGAGGACUCCCGUCACUCUCUACAGGUGCUGUGUGUGAUGGAUGUGGCCCCUGAGCCACGGAGCUGCCAGGUUCUGCCGGAUGCCCCAGGCACACUCCAGUGCAAGGCAGACAUCACCGUGUCCCUGGAUCCCAUGGAAUGUGCGGGUGUCUGAGCCAGUGGCUCUGUGGAGA